AUGGAUACAAACGAUGAGUACAAGAGAAAUCAAUUUCAGAUAUAUAAUUUACAGGAAACAAUAUUGAACUCGACCAAAAGUGCAAAACAUCAAUUAUCUAGUAAUAGUACAAAUAAAGAAAAUGUACUCUUAGAUGAGAUCGAUGAACAGAAUGAUGAUAUUGUCGUUGAUUCAACUUCUGUGCUUAAAUUUGUAGCGGAAAAGUAUCCUAGGCAAGAAAACGUAAUAUGUUCUAUGUAUUAUCACCCAUUCCGCACUGGUGUUCUUAAUGAAAAAAGAUAUUUUGAUAACCAACUACUGUUUCCUUAUAAUAUAGACCAAUUAGGGACACCGGCACCAUUUCUACCACCUUUGGGAGAUGCAAAGAUUAACAGCUUGAUAACAAUCCAUAUAUUAUACGAGGACCUGACAAAUAAAUUUAAUAUGAACCCAAGAUUGGAUAAUAAUGAAUUGUGGGGUUGCCAAAUAUAUACAGAUGAUUCAGACCCUAUCUUAGUUUUAAAGCAUUCCGGUGUAUUAAGAGACACGACUAAGACCACCGAUUCACAUAGAGACCCGGCUUUAUUAAAUAGAACUCCAGGUAAUUUAAGAAAUACUGAUGAUGUUACAGAUUCUCAUUCUUUAUUGAAUAAUAAAGAUGACAUUCCAUAUGAUAUUGAGAUGACAAUACUGAUUCUACCAUGUUUACGGGUAUAUUCAAGUGUAAAACGAUUUGGAUUAACUUCACGUCAAUGGGGCGAGGAUUUAAGUUCGUUAAGCAAUACUUCAGAAUAUGAAAAUGAAGGCUCACCCUCCUUACCAGAGUUAGAAUAUUCUACAGCAGCACAACAACCACUUUCAAUGACAGCCACUCAUGAUGGUCUGAGCUAUUCAAUUUAUUCAAUUAAAGUAGUUCCUAGAAAAACAAAUGAAGAAACUACCAAGUCAGCAACAAUCAAUGAAAAAGAAUUACCAAUUGUAUCGAAGAUUGGGUCUAACUGGUUUAACCAAAACUAA
Messenger RNA from Tetrapisispora phaffii CBS 4417, 996 nucleotides. RefSeq names its product Rxt3p (gene RXT3). The transcript has a single exon. The coding region runs from base 1 to 996 and encodes 331 amino acids. The record is from RefSeq and is a predicted model, not a curated record. NCBI's taxonomy places the organism in Eukaryota, Fungi, Ascomycota, Saccharomycetes, Saccharomycetales, Saccharomycetaceae.